This is a messenger RNA of Nothoprocta perdicaria, 813 nucleotides long. RefSeq names its product chromosome unknown C13orf42 homolog (gene CUNH13orf42). Lineage: Eukaryota; Metazoa; Chordata; Aves; Tinamiformes; Tinamidae. Bases 1 to 813 code for a protein of 270 amino acids. The transcript has 4 exons. The record is from RefSeq and is a predicted model, not a curated record.
AUGUUCAAAAAGCUCCAUUCUAUUUUUCAUCCCAAUUCCCACCGAAGGAAUUUGACGGACAAUAUCCCUUACUGUGAUGGCACGGGCUCUGCAGUGAGGUUGAUCCGUAGCACUUCUAUGUAUGUUCUGAGUGGUGAGCAGGAGACCAUCAGUGAACCACUGAAAAAAUGCAAGAGUACAACCAGCAUCGACUCCUGUGCUUACUUCCAGCCAAAAGAGGAAGACAGGGCCUGGAUGUAUUCCAARACUCAAGACUGCUUGAAGUACCUGCAGGAUCUGUUAGCCUUGAGGAAAAAAUAUCUUGACAGUAUCAAUAACUUAAAAUCCAUGCAUAUGGCUACAGACUCCCCAGCAUCCACAAAAUCAUCUAAAACUGGGAAAAAGACAUCCAUCAAGUCAYAACGGCAGGAGGGGAAUAAGCCUACACCUACAGAAAGAAAAGGCCCACAGACUGGUGCAGAUAUAAGAGAAGCAAUAGCGUUCUUCGACUCGGUUAUUGCAGACCUGGAUUCAGAGAGAUGGCGGAGAGCUCCUGACAUGGAUCUGCCAAAUGUGGAUGUUGAUUUUGAUGUUGCUACCAGCACAAGUGAACACAGUUUACAUUCAAACUGGAUCCUUCGUGCUCCCCGGAGAUACUCACAGGAUGCUGCCCAAGCAGCAAAGGCUGAAAACCCAUCUCAAGGAAACAGCCAGCGGAGAACCACUGGCUCYGGGAAGAGAUUGGAAAGACAUCCCAUGUAUUUACCCAAAGCUGUGGAAGGGGCAUAUAACACUUUAAAAUUCAAGCCCAAAACACGUAAGAAAGAUUUUUGA